UGAAACUGGAAACUACCGUGACGCGAAUGAAACAUUAUACUAAAACUUUUUACUUUCAUAUAUAACACUGUCCUUCACUGUCAUGCAUUAAUGGUCACAUCUACUUUAUCCGAAACCUCUAUACUUUCAAAUUUUAAACACUUUCAUUAUGAGCUCUGUUGCAGUCAUCAAAGAAGAAGCAGAAAAACAAAUUCGUGCUUUGCUCAACAGCACUCCAGCUGGGCUAGCAGUGGGGGAACUAAAAAGAGAUUAUCAGCAGUUCAUUGGGAGUCAAAUUCCAUAUCAAAAGUUUGGCUAUAGUUCAGCAGAAGAUUAUUUCAAUGACAUUCCUGAUGUAAUAACCCCAGUUUGGGAGAAUGGGAAAACUAUUUUGAAAGCCACUGCUAAUGAGACUACUAGACACAUUGAAAAAUUAGUAUCGCGACAAAGAGUAACAAAUAAAAGUAAAUGGGCUGCAUUAAGGAAACAAUCUCAUGGCUAUGCAUCAAGACCAAGAUAUGUGACUACCCCUCAAGUUCCAGUUUCAAUUCGCCAUCAGAUUAAACAGAUGUUCAGACAAAACAGGAGCUUACCACUCACACAUUUUGACAAUUUGUUUUUUAAAACUUUUGGUCAUCAUUUAGACCAUGAAAGAUUUGGAUAUUCUUCAGUAGAAUAUCUUCUUAAGAGUAUUCCUGAUACUGUGACACUAAUAAAUCAGCAUGGAGAAUGGAGAGUUUUGUCAGCAUAUGCCAGGUAUCAGUCUUCAAGAAGAUAUCAGAAUGACAAACCAAAACCUUCAUCAACUCCUACAAAAACAAACAACAGUGAAACCACUGGCAUUGGGAUAACAUUUGCUUCAAGAGAACCAGAUAACCAAGAGGUUCAGGGUUCAUUAUCAUCUCUUAGUUCACCAACUAAAUCAAUAGAUGUUGUAGCAUGUUCACCACCAGCAUCACCAAUACACAGUUCUCCUGAACCAGAGGAGUUUGAAGAUCCUGUUCAUAAGGAAUUGAAAAAGGUUUUGUCAUCGCAUUCUAAAGGAAUAAUGGCCAGUAGAUUAGCUUUUGAAUACAAGGCCAUAAUAGGUAAAGAGCUACCAUUUAAAGAUCAUGGUUACCAUAGUGUUAUAGAGUUUGUUAAUGAUAUACCUAAUGUUGUUAGAAUAGAAAGACCUAAUCCUAGUGGUGAUUUUAUUUUAUUUGAUGCUACUGCUCCAGUUAGUCCAUCAGAAGUAAAAAGAAAGAUAAGUUAUGCUAAUGAUAGAAUAGUUAGUGAUGAAAUAAAAGAAGCUAUAAAACAAGUCCUACAGACUAAUCCAGAUGGUAUUACAAUGGCCAACUUUCCCUCAGCUUUUUAUGAUUUAACUGGAAAACAAAUUGAUCCUGCUGCUAUGGGAUUUUCUAGUUUUGAAUCUUUAUUAUUAUCAUUAACUGACAAUGUACUUCAAGCAACAUAUAAAGGAAAAGAAUGUGUUGUACUAAAUGCUAGAGAUACAAAUGAGCCAAGAAGAUAUGAUCAUUUACUAGAAAAAUAUCAUCCCCAUGCUGAACCAGUGCCUCCACAUCUAGAGAGUUUACAUAAGAAAUGUAGUAUACCUGAAGAUAGUAUAUUACCUGGUACUUAUUAUACAGCCCAGAAAUUACCAGAAGUUACUAGUGAUUAUAUUGAAGUAUUUGUAUCUAAUAUAGUUAGUCCUGGUUUAUUCUGGUUACAAUUACGUGGUAAAAGAACAUCUGAGGCACUAGAAAACUUAAUGGAUGAUUUAGCUGAGUACUAUAUGACAUCAGAUAGUAAAAGAUAUCUAAUGCCAGAAUAUUUAUAUAUGAUAGGCCAACUAUGUGCUGUUAUAUUUCCUGAAGAUAAUAACUGGCAUCGUGGUAUAAUAACUGGUAUACGUAGCAUGGAAGUUAUAGAGGUGUAUUUUGUUGAUUAUGGUAAUACAUGUGCUGUACCAAAGAACACUUUAAGAUUAUUAAGAUCACGAUUUAGAAAGUUACCUGCUCAAGCUAUACAGGCCAGAUUAGCUAAUGUCAAACCAAUUAAAGAGGUUUGGUGUGUUGGUGCAAGGGACAGACUUUUACAAAUCUGUACAAAUAAACCCUUAGUUGGAUUUCUAACAGCAGUGAGGGAUCGUGUAUUAUCAUUAUGUUUAACUGAUACUUCACAAGAAGAAGAUAUUCAUCUGAAUGAUUUACUCGUAGAAGAAUGCUAUGCUAAGUUUGCUCCUGAUGAAUUACACCCCUCAACAAUAGGCCCAACACAGUUUGCUGAGGCACUUUUCUGCUGGGUUGUUUUGUGUUUUGACUUUGUAAGAAAAGUGCCUAAUGAUGUCAAGGUGAAAGACAGAGAUUUUAGCAUUCUAAAUGAAGGUGAUAAAUAUCUUUUUAAUAUAAGUGAAAUUAACAGUACAACAGGGGACUAA
Molecule: messenger RNA, 2404 nt
Organism: Lottia gigantea (owl limpet)
Lineage: Eukaryota; Metazoa; Mollusca; Gastropoda; Lottiidae
Exons: 14
Coding region: 149-2404 (751 amino acids)
Source: RefSeq, a predicted model, not a curated record